Molecule: messenger RNA, 1778 nt
Organism: Symphalangus syndactylus (siamang)
Lineage: Eukaryota; Metazoa; Chordata; Mammalia; Primates; Hylobatidae
Gene: PRR16
Product: proline rich 16
Biological process (GO): positive regulation of cell size; positive regulation of translation
Source: RefSeq, a predicted model, not a curated record
GCAGGCGCGCUGCUAGCCCGUCUGCAGCCCCGCGCCGAGCGCCGCGUCUCGGGAGUUGAUGGCAGCACCACUGUGCGGCUGCCCGGCCGAGCGCGGAGCGCAGCCACACGCUGCUGCCCAGGGAGCGCCCAAGAUGUGGGGGGACCGGGGCGGCAGCGGCCGUAGCAGCGCCAGGGACGGGGGCACGCAGCAGCCUCCGCUCGCCCGCCUGUCCUGACCUGCCUCGCUUGCCCCCAAAGAAUGUCAGCCAAGUCCAAGGGGAACCCCUCCUCGUCCUGUCCAGCCGAGGGACCGCCGGCAGCCUCCAAAACCAAGGUGAAGGAACAGAUCAAGAUCAUCGUGGAGGAUCUGGAAUUAGUCCUGGGCGACCUGAAGGACGUGGCCAAGGAACUUAAGGAGGUGGUUGACCAGAUUGACACCCUGACCUCUGACCUACAGCUGGAGGAUGAGAUGACUGACAGCUCCAAAACGGACACGCUGAAUAGUAGCUCAAGUGGCACAACAGCCUCCAGCCUAGAGAAGAUCAAAGUGCAGGCUAAUGCACCGCUUAUUAAACCCCCAGCACACCCAUCUGCUAUCCUCACUGUCCUGAGAAAGCCAAACCCUCCACCACCUCCUCCAAGGUUGACACCUGUGAAGUGUGAAGACCCCAAAAGGGUGGUUCCAACUGCCAAUCCUGUAAAAACCAAUGGCACCCUUCUACGAAAUGGAGGCUUACCAGGUGGACCUAACAAAAUUCCAAAUGGAGAUAUCUGCUGCAUACCCAACAGUAACUUGGACAAGGCUCCAGUCCAGCUUCUGAUGCAUAGACCUGAAAAAGACAGAUGUCCCCAGGCAGGGCCUCGAGAACGAGUUCGGUUUAAUGAAAAAGUACAGUACCAUGGCUAUUGUCCUGACUGUGAUACCCGGUAUAACAUAAAAAACAGGGAGGUCCAUUUACACAGCGAACCUGUCCACCCACCAGGAAAGAUUCCUCACCAAGGCCCUCCCCUCCCUCCUCCAUCCCAUCUCUCUCCUUUCCCACUAGAAAAUGGGGGAAUGGGAAUAAGCCACAGUAACAGCUUCCCCCCUAUCAGACCUGCAACUGUGCCUCCUCCCACUGCACCAAAACCACAGAAGACGAUCUUGAGGAAGUCAACCACUACAACCGUGUGAUGUAUGCCAUUAAAAAAAUUGUUUUUUUAAUUUUCUAUAUUAUAAACAUAAAAUAAGUAAUGAGCACUUUCUACUCAAGCAAUAAAAAGCCCAAAUAUAUUAAUCCUGCAUUCAGCAAAGUGGCAUAAAAAUCACCUGGUAAGUAUGCAGCACAUUGCUUAUAUCCUGGGUAUGCAUUAUUUUAAAUGUUGUAUCAUUAAAAACCUCAGAAUGAUGAAAAAUAUGAAUGAUGCAUUGUUUUUGCAAUUGACCUAUGACAAACUGUGAACCUGCAGAUUUCACCUAUUUUAAUUUAAUAUAAGAGCUGGGAUUUGAUUCAUUUUAUUUAUGCCUAAGUCAUCUAUGCAUUAACAUGUCAUAUUCUUAACUUUGAUCUAAUGCUUUUUACUAGGAAAUUUUAAUACUGAAGGACUAUUUUAUUAUUUUUUUCUAAAGAUGUUUGUCACUAGUUUUUCAUUAUUAAAUGCUGAGGCCAAUACCAAGAAGUUUAUUUUCUAUAUUAUACAAUUAUGAAUUACAUGCUCAGCUAUAUAUGUAAUAAAAUACUUUGGUCUGUGGAAAUACUGUUAAAUCAAUAAACAAUAGUAAAUAAUGACAAAAGCAAAUGUUCCUCAGAAUUAAAA